Molecule: messenger RNA, 2818 nt
Organism: Rhopilema esculentum
Lineage: Eukaryota; Metazoa; Cnidaria; Scyphozoa; Rhizostomeae; Rhizostomatidae
Source: RefSeq, a predicted model, not a curated record
CUAGCUAUCUUUGCAUUUAGUUUUCGUUAUUGUUAACAUGAAAUUGAAAAGCUUUUCGUAAAUCAGCAAAAUUAUAUGUUGUUUAUGUCAUUUAGAAAUAUGUAAAGUUAUAGGCAUCAGAGUGCACAAAGCAAAAUUUGCAUUCAUGAGUGGUAGCAAUGUUGUUAAAUUUGCUUUCCUUGAUGAAAGUCAUAAACAGUCACUGGAAAAUUUAUUGAUAAAUUUUCUGAAAGACAGAAAAAUAUUCCUGAGGUUCUUGCUAGUUUCCACCAAAUCCUUGCUGAAAUCUUUUGGUGCUUGACCCUUCCUUUGACAUUUCGAUACGAAACGUUAUAUAAAAAUUCGUUUAUUUUUCCUAGUAAAAUUUUACUUAGAUUCCAAGUUUUAUUCUAUUUCAUUGUACAUCAAGAAAUUUAGUAUAUCUAACAUCAACUUCAUAAUCUGUUUCAACACAAUCAGCCGUCACAGACAGCAAGUGAUUUUCCAUAGAGUCACGUGAUCCGUCGAACUGUUUCGAUUUGACGUCAUAUGUGUUAAGAAUCCUAUAAAUCGAGCGCCUCUGUGUUCUGAGCUAAGUUCAAGGUUCGAACGCUUUAUGGCAGCACUGUUACUUUAUAUCAACGAGUUCAUAUUUCGUUCGAUUUUGUGCAUACAUGGUGCAUGAUGUCUUCAUAUAAUUCGCAAGAAACCAUUGUGAAAAGCUCUAUAAGAAGAUAUGAAAAUGAUUUGGCAGAAAUGGAAUUGGAAUUGUCCAGCGUGGAACGUAUCAAUCUUGUUUUAACCAAAAAAAUUGAAGAAGUGGAGGAGAAAGAUAGGAAAAAGAAAGAAGAGCUAGAGGCACAAUUUGAGAAACAUGAGAGAACCCAUUUGCGAGAUAUGCUAAAUAUUCAGAAGGAUAUCAACGUAGAGCUGCAGCUUCAACAGCCUGGAAAAGUGAAGAAACUGAAGGAAGAAAAGCGAAAUCUGACAAGACGGUUAAUGUCAGUGCAGUUGAAACUAAGCGAAAGCCAAGCAAAGUAUGAGAAAAUGCAAGUAAAAAUGAGGGAGCGAAAAAGCAUCGAUGAAGGUAUUAAGAGUACACUAGAUUGUUGGAAACAAGACGAAAAGGACCUGGUUACUAAGGGUAAUCGACUUGAAGCAAAGGUAAGAAGUCUGAAAAAGAGAAUUAGUGAAACAGAAAGGAGAACAGCUUUGAUUGAAGACGAACUGGCACGAUGUGAAGCGAAAUUUAAUGAGAUGGAUAAGGAGGAGAAUACCGCUAAUUAUGUUAGAGAAAAACAUGAAGUUGAUGGGAAUUUGCAAAUAGUGAAGCAAAAAUCACAAUCUCUCACGUUUUCUAAUGCAGUUAGACCUGUCGAAAAUGGCAAACAUAUCGAGAAAACAUUUUGGUCUCAUUUGAAAGACAGUAUAAAAUUGAAAAGAGAGGCUCGUGAACCAGUGAAUGUAAACGAAGCAACAGCAGAGGUGUGUAGUGAAAUAGUCCCUGAAAUCUUUAUUGACCACGGAGAACUUGAAUCGCUAGAAGAAGAGAGAAAAAAAGAUAUCUUCAAACCAUUGAAACAGCUACUGGAUCUAGCCAAAGCGAAUUUGAAGCUGGUGAAUGUAAACAAGACAUUGUGUACAGAAACAAAAUUUCAGGUUGAGCAGAGUGGAGCACUGGGCAGUUAUUUGGAACAGCUGAUGGAAAUGGGGACCAAGUAUCGAAAAGAGGCUGCAAAAAGAGUACAGAAGAUGGAGAUGAAAUUAAAGGAAGCAGAAAAACAGACAUGUGAUAUAGUUGAUAUAAAUUCAGUUACCAAAACAUCAAAUAAUGAGGUUUUGCUCGAGGCAAAUCUUGAAAGAUGAAGAAAGAAAAUAUUAGCAUUUCAACAGUUUAUUUGUAUAUAUAGGUUUCUUAGCUUCCUAAUUACUUGUAUUCUUUUAAUUACCAUCAUUAUAAAUUGCUCGAAGAAAUCAUUUUAGAAUUUGUUUUUCUUCAAAGCUUAUGCUUUUAGUUGGUGACUUGUUUUAUUAAAAUCAUCUUGGCCACUCCUCAAAAUAAAAAAGGGAAAUAUUUCUGUCGUAGAAUACAAACUAAAGUUACAUAAGAUGAUCCUAAUUAAUGUAGUAGAAUUUUUAUUCUCCCAUUUGUUGCUGUUUAAGUUAUCACCUCAUGCAAUAUCAAUCAAAAUUGGAAUUUGAGAAUCUACGUUUCUAUGUCCUUUCAAAAUAUAGAUGCAUCCUUCUCUGUCGUUAGCUAUCUCCUUCAAUUGAGUCCUUGAUAAUUUUUUCUCUUUUAGCAACUGAGUUCUUUUUCUUAUCCAUUUUUACACUCAGUAAAGGUAGCAUUAUUCUUCUACUUGCUGAUAGUAAAGCUGGUUGUUAAUUAAAAACUCUAGCAGCUAUUGAGUUCUGCUUCGGUACUUUGCGUAGUGGUAGUAUCUUAUAGUUGUCUAUGUUUGACGUUCUCGCCUUUGUUCAUUUGUGUCGAGAGCUGUUGAAAAUAUUCUGCAAGUUAUUUUUUAUCUUUGUUUGAUUAAAGCUUUCCCUGAUUAAAAUGUUUUUCAUUGAUGUGAACUGCCUUUGAACAAGUCGAAGCUCACCAGGAAUGGUUAGUUUUUGUAAAGAUUAAUCAUGUGACACAGCAGCGUUUUAUUUAAUUGGUAUAUGAUAUUUGGUGUAGUAGAUAUAAUGUUUCAGUUUGAAGCAAUAGAAGCCCCCCGAACAACUGUGAACAACCCUAUACAGAAGUCAAGGGGUUGAUCAGUGGAAUACUGAACUCAUUUGAAUAUUGUUGCACGCAUUACGCUUUAAACACGUUUGCUCGGAUUGAUUUUCC